Molecule: messenger RNA, 6038 nt
Organism: Oxyura jamaicensis (ruddy duck)
Lineage: Eukaryota; Metazoa; Chordata; Aves; Anseriformes; Anatidae
Gene: GIN1
Product: gypsy retrotransposon integrase 1
Exons: 9
Coding region: 100-1680 (526 amino acids)
Biological process (GO): DNA integration
Molecular function (GO): nucleic acid binding
Source: RefSeq, a predicted model, not a curated record
CCGCCGCGCUUCCGGGGGCGCCACAUAAGUCCCGGCGGCCGCCACAGUGAGGAGGGCGGAGGGGAGCGGCCGCAGUACCUCGGCUGCAGCAGGUUAGCGAUGGUACGCAGUGGAAAAAACGGUGGCCUCCACCUGAAGCAGAUUUCAUAUUACAAAAGAACGGGGGAAUAUCAUCCCACAACAUUAUCAAGUGAAAGAAGUGGAAUCAGGAGAGCAGCCAAAAAAUUUGUUUUCAAAGACAAUAAAUUGUUCUAUGUUGGAAAAGACAGAAAACAAAUGCGCCUGGUAAUUGUUUCAGAUGAAGAGAAGAAAAAGGUGCUUGCAAAAUGCCAUGAAAAUGCUGCAGGCACUCAUCAUGGUAUAUCAAGGACACUGACUUUAGUGGAAUCUAAUUACUACUGGACCUCUGUAACAAAUGAUGUCAAACAGUGGGUAUAUGCAUGCCAGCAUUGCCAAGUGGCAAAGAAUACGACCACCACCACACCCAAACCACACCCUAUCAAAGCAGAGGACCCCUGGACAGCAGUCACUGUAGCUCUAGUGGGACCUUUUAAUGUUACCAACAGAAGCCACAAGUAUAUCAUAAUCAUGAUAGAUUUGUUCACAAAAUGGGCUGUUAUUUUGCCUCUGCAUGACACUUCAGCAGUUGAAAUUGCUAAGGCAAUCAUCAGUGUCUUUUUCUUAUACGGACCACCUCAAAAAAUGCCUAUUGAUCAAGGGAAGGAGCUUGCUCAUCAGAUAAACAAAGAAUUAUUUGCAGUGUUUGGAAUGAAACAAAUAGUAUUGUCUUAUCCUCAGACUGAUGAAGUAAAUGAAAGAACAUGCAAGACAAUCAAAGCUUUCCUUAACAAAUACUGCACAGACCAUCCAAAUGAUUGGGAUGAACAUUUGUCUGCUAUUGCCUAUGCUUUCAAUUUGACUAAUUUGGAGCCAGAUCAAACCACUCCGUAUUUCCAAAUGUUUAAUCGUAACCCGUAUGUUGUUGAACCGAUGAAUGUAUGUAUGGAAGAAGACAAUAUGUUUGCCAAAAUAUUUGAAGCAACCAGAAGAGCCAGUCAAACACUGGAAGAAGAGAAAACCUCAGAUUGUCAGGUGGAGAAAACCUCUUCAGCUGAACAGAAAACCAGAAACAAAAUCACUGUCAAAAAGAAGCCAAAGCAAUUAAAUACCCUUCAACUUAAAGUUGGUCAUGAAGUACUCAGACAAAGAAAAAACUGGUGGAAAGAUGGUCGUUUCCAGUCAGAAUGGGUCGGUCCUUGUAUUAUAGAUUAUAUCACAGAUAAUGGCUGUGCAAUUUUAAGAGAUGCCACAGGAUCCAGGUUGAAAAGACCCAUCAAGAUGUCUCACCUCAAGCCGUACAUAAGAGGGUCCCAUGAAAAAGACAACCACUACUUCUUACAAGGUGCAGUAGUUGUUGACCAUGACUAUAUUGGCUUAUCUGAAAGAUCAUAUAAUCCAAGUCAGCAAGACCCUAUUGCUGAAGGGGAAAUAAAUGCCUAUGCGAGAGGAGUCAUGUCAGCUGCGCAAAUGCCACCUUCUGCUUGCAAAGACCAAGACUCAACAGAUGGCAAACAUCAGUCUGAGGCGACAGAAGAUCAUUGCAUUGAACCAAACAAUGCAAAGCCAGAGCAAUGGCCUUCACCUUGCUGGACACUUCAGACCAAGAUAGAAGACACUUAAGCAAGCAGUCUCCUGUCAUGUUUCAGUGGCAGUCUGGAGCACCUAUGGCAGACUGAACAGUUCUAAAUUCCUCAGCCAAAUCCACUUUAUGAAUUUAAGAAUACUGCAGGUAUUCAGUGGUUAAUUUAUGUGCACAUUAAGAAGUAAUUGCUCUGUUAACAAAAUGUAGGCAGAAACUAGUAAAAGCACAUGCUCUACUACUGUUUGAAUUUAAGAACACUGUAAGUGAUCAGUGGUUAAUCUAUUUGGACAUUGAGAAGUAAUCACUUGAUUACCAGAAGUACUGUCACAACUUAGUAAAAGUGUAAGUCGUUUUCAUUGUGCAUUUGAAUUCCAAUUUUUGCUGGUAAAAUGGCAAUAUGGCCCACCCCUACUGUUACCCUCUCAGGACACAGCACAUCAUUUCCCAGUAAUGACGUUUUCAUUAAUCCUUAUAUGACUCAUUGCUAACAUGCAGACAUAUUGUGGGAUAAAUAUAAUCUAAGCAAUUUAACAUUUUUUUCUCCCCCGUAGAAAUGUAAAAAAGCUUAUGUUGUCCUUUUCCUGUUACAGAACUGUUUCUCAUUCUUCCUGAGAAGCUGCAAGCUUGGACUUUUACAAUUUUUAAUUUUUAGUCUAACCCACCACUCUAAGAUCUCACAAAACAGUAAAGCUGCCAAAGUCAAAUACAGCUAGUAUUUUACAUAUGAAACAGUGAGGCCUUUAGCUGCUUCUUGCUCAUCAAAGCUCUGCUAAAGAGAGCUAUUUCAGUUCCUCACACAUAGCAGAACCUUAGCAGUGGUCAGCAUUCAUUUGUGCUUUCCUCACAAACAUCUAGUUUCCCUGACUUCUUCCUAGAUCUAGCAUGGGUUUGGAGAUUUCCACUGGCAGUUCUCUAGGAAAGGUGAGGACUAGUGUUACUUAUUCUCUGAAUUCCUUGAAUAAGUUGUUACAGGCUAGGACUUCCUGCAAAGAAGACUGUAUUUCAUGGUAAGAUGAAAAUAUAUCUACUGCUAAAGUUAGGUGAACAGGAACUCUUUCACGUAGAAAACUGAUGAGUGCAAGCUGGUUCUAUUUAUAGGGGAGUGACAGGAAGAGGAAGAAUGCUAGUAGAGAGCUGAAUUUAGAAAUACAGCACCUUCUGUCAGAUGCUGAGGUAGACUUGCUUAUCUUGCUCUCUGAAUAGCCACAUUCUGUCACCUUUGCUGCUGGAUGUCAUGCGACAUAAUACAGAUGGCUUUUAGUUAGCUUAAAUGUUUGGUUGUAUUGCUAUUGUAUUUUGACAAAAUCUAGAAGAGAUAAGUAUUAUUUAUUGAGCGUUUCCAGCUAAUCUUAGGUAAAAAGACUUUGACCUCAAGGCUAAUUAGAUAUCUAGCUCAUGCAGAAAUUCACACCCAUUGUGCAGUACGCCCACAGUGUAAUGGACCUGAGCUGUGUAAAAGAACAGCGCAGCACAAUGGUGGUAUUCCAGGAUCUGAUCUUAAAACCCCUCUGAAAGUGCUUAAUUCUCAGUACUUUUUCCCCACUGAGACUGAGAAGGUGGUUGUGGGGAGGCAGCUGGGGAUGUGGGCCAUGCUGAAGGGCGUGCAGCAUGCAGGAUUUGCGGUGGGUGUGGACAGCAUGAACAGCAGCAUAGCCUUGUAUUUAUUAACUGCUGCUACCAGCGGGCUGUGCCGCCCUCUGGGGACUGCUGCUCUUUGGAUCUCUGCUCUAGUGCAGUCAAGAACAGCCAGUUCAGGUGCUGUGCCCAGGUUCAUGGGCAGCAGAGAUUCAAGCCCUGAACCUCCCCGAACAGCCAGAAUGGUGGCUAUCAGAUCCUUUUAGCAGAGACCCAGGUUAUUUAAGCCAAUCCCUCCUCCUUCAUAUCUGCCUUUAUUUCUUCCACUUUGAUCACUACCCAGAACGCCAUCUGCUAGGGUGGCUUUAUAUUGUUAGAUGCAUUAUGUGUGUGUGAAAUUAUAUAUAUGUGUGUAUGAAGUGUGUGUGAAAUAUAUAUAAUCAUAUAUUAUAUAUAUUUUUGCCUUAUCUUCCCUGUUCUUAUUCACACGCAGUUCAGUGGAGCCCUUCUCUGUGGUAGAUGUGCAGAGGAGCUCUGGAGUACCAAGUACUCUGUACUUGUUAUAGCUACACUGGAGAGAAAUAAAAUGUGAAACUGGCAGUGGAUGGGAAAACCAGCAACUAUUUAACAAAUUGUGCAAUGCUGAUCUUUCAGGUUUCCUGGUAACUGCGAUAUACUGUGUUAACAGGCAGCCAUUAGUGCCUCUUGGGUGCUCCCAAAUGAGGCCUUUUCUGCACGUGGGAGGUUUAUUGAAAUAAAAUACAGGAGUUUCAAGCUAGCAACUCAAAAAGCAAUCACUGGAAACUGUGAAAAAGACGCCACCAGGAAACCAGAGACACUGGAAGCAGCAGGCUGUGGUUGGUAAGCUGAGGGAAACCUCACACCUCGACCUAGCAAAGCGCUCCUCAGCAUGUGCUUGUGCCCAUGGUGAGUUGUCACCACCAGCGUCUGGCUCCACCACCAACCUGCAUAAAAGCACGAAUGCUCAUCUGUAAUCAUCUUUUGCAUUGGCACACAGAUAUGAUUUAUAAUGGGAUAGUAGUGGAAGACUACUAUUGUAGUAACAGCAUUCGUGGAAAUCCUGUUUUGAUGUAGAGUUUGUGCCCCCUCAUGGCCUCUUUCUCAGAGAAGAGGAAUUAGAAAGGAGCACAGCAUGAAGUAACUGACACUUUGCUUGUUUCUUCCAGCACAGAAAUAUGAAUGUUUUUCAUUUGGGUUUGCUACUACCACGAAUUACCACCUAUCAUUUUGUUAAAUGAAAAACAUCCCAGAAAACAAACAGAAAACAACAAUCUUUCACUAAAAGUCUUCUAUACAAGCACUCAAAACAUUUCAGUAUGAAAUAAAACCCCUAUCUUUGAAUACUUCCUGAACUUGUGUGUAGCAUUUGCCCAUUUUUUGCUAAAGUGCUCUUGCAUUCUAGCUUCAGACAAUACUUGACAUUUUAAAGUUUUUCCCUCCUUCUCCCUAGAACUGAAUGUUCCCUGCUGGAGGGAGGACAGAGAUGAGUCAUGAUUUGCUUUUCACAAUAAGCAGUUAAAUCUUCUGGAAAUGCUGCUUUUGAGAUCUAGAUAAGUUUCCGUUAUGCAUUUGGGUACAACAUCUCUCUGUAUCAAUGACCUUUAGUAGGCAACAUCAUUUCUACAUCAUUUCUCUAAUGACCUAGAAUCAAAAUCUGUUUGCAUAGUAGCCUUCUUGGUAUUUUCAAAAUAGGUAAUGGAAUAUUUUAUUUUAUUCUCAUGGCAGUUCAGUGGAUGCUUUCAAUUAACCUAUUGGAGUACCUGAAAAUAAAACACAAAAGCCCCCCCAGUGCCAGAAACUCAGGACAUCAGCAGCUGUCAUCAUCUUGUGGCCUGAGAGCAUGCUGCUUGCCUGUGAAUUCCACAGAAGAAAAUGUCACUUUAGAAAUCCCUAAGACCAGACGCUUCAAUUAGAAGGCUGAAUAAACGAAGGGGAAUUACCAGAGUCUUCAGGAGGUAGUAGGUUUUACCUCCUCUAUGCAUCCUGGAAGAACUAUGGGCCUACUGAUAGGCCUGCUAUAGGCCUUCAGGAACUGCUGAUCCUGAGAGAUGCAUUCCUCUGCCAGUUCUCCUUUCCUCCCUUGCUUUUACACUUGCAAACAUAGUACGGGGCUGUGUAAGUGCAUGAACCACCAUCUGUGAGUUGCAUGAGCUGCCUGUAAAUUUGUCCUGUGUAGCAGACGUUGCUGCAGGCUCUGAGGGUGGGUCUGGGCACCUUUAUCCCACAGGGCUCCUGACUGUGGUCUGUGCAGCGCUUCUUGCCCUGGUGCUGUGCAGAGCGUGAUGGCAAGGAAGGGACCCGCAGCUGCCUUGCUGCAUUGGUAGCAGAAAUUGCUGUGCUGUGAGCAGGGCAGGUCGUAGGAAGCACAGCAAUCUCCAUCUGCCAGGCAGUGCUGCCCUGCUGCAGAUUGCCAGCACAGUGGCCCACAAAUCACAUGGAUAAAACUUGCCAUAAUUUACUGGUUGUAACGUAUGUGCUCCUUUUCUGGUCCAUGGUGAGAAUCGCUGAGCUUUGAUCAGAGGGAGGGGAGUACCCAGAGCUGCAGCUGACAGCAAGAAGCAGUACCUUGAAUGUAUAAAAUGAUAUCCAAGUGGGUUAAAAAGGAAUAAAUCAGAUUUCACAAACUCUACUUCAAAGUAUUUGACGUUUUUUGACAAUUUAUGCCUUAAAUCUCUCUAUGCCUCACUGCCACCUUCUGUACAAAAUGAAUAGUACCAUGUCAGUUCACAGGCAUACUAAAAAAAAAAUCAUGACUUCACAAAGCUGGCAGGCACAGCAGUGAAAAGCUCCUAGAAAAAAA